AUGGAAAUCUCAGUGAGCUCCAUGGUUGUGGCCAUUCUUUGUGUGGGUUUAAUUACAUUGGGGUGGAAAGUGGUCAACUGGGUUUGGUUGAAGCCAAAGAAGCUAGAAAGGUACCUGAGGCAGCAAGGUCUUUCUGGUAAUUCCUACAGGCUCUUGACUGGGGACUUGACUGACAACUCCAAGAUGACCAAAGAGGCACUCUCAAAACCCAUGGAGUUCUCUCAUGACAUCGUGCCUUGUGCUCCCUUUACUCCAAGAAACCUUCAACAAAUAUGGAAAGGGGAUUUGAACUCGUGGGGAGCACAUCCGCUCUGA
This is a messenger RNA of Prunus armeniaca (apricot), 315 nucleotides long. The record is from the annotation of a GenBank genome assembly. NCBI's taxonomy places the organism in Eukaryota, Viridiplantae, Streptophyta, Magnoliopsida, Rosales, Rosaceae.